Molecule: messenger RNA, 4132 nt
Organism: Anarrhichthys ocellatus (wolf-eel)
Lineage: Eukaryota; Metazoa; Chordata; Actinopteri; Perciformes; Anarhichadidae
Gene: tmc3
Product: transmembrane channel like 3
Exons: 22
Coding region: 93-3620 (1175 amino acids)
Cellular component (GO): plasma membrane
Molecular function (GO): mechanosensitive monoatomic ion channel activity
Source: RefSeq, a predicted model, not a curated record
GCUCCACUACAGUCACCCCAGUCCAGUCAGCUGAGCAGCAUGCAGUGUCUGCUCCCACACUGACCUGUACACACACUCUGAGCAGAGACAGCAUGAGUACAGUGUCUGAGCCUCUUGUUGGCAGCAGCAGGUCUCUGUCUGCAGCCAAGAGGCACAAAAGUAUCAGGAAGAACUCCAGAAGGAUUUAUUCAGCCUACCAGGACCACCAGCAAGGCUCCUCAGAUGAUGAAGAUAAAGAGGAUGAGCGGGUGGACAGCAACGACCCAGAGGAGAUGUUCCAGAACAUUCAGUACCAGAAGGAGAUCAUUGCCAACAUUCGGACCAGACCCUGGCCAAUGAGACGCAAGCUCAAAGUCUUAAAGUACCAAGUGCAGGCCAGAGAGAUCGUUCUGAAGUAUGAGGGCCGACUCACCAGAACCAGAGGCUACCAGACUGCAGGAGCUGAUCUGCUGAAGAAACUUUCACGUGUACUUUACAACAUCGUGGUUCUGUUCAUUCCCUGGGAAGUGAGGAUCAAGAAAAUUGAAAGUCACUUUGGGUCGGGCGUGGCCUCCUACUUUAUCUUCCUCCGCUGGUUGUUUGGGAUCAACAUCGUCCUCACCAUCAUGACUGGAGCCUUCAUCGUCUUACCAGAGCUGCUGGCUGGAGCUCCUUUUGGAACAACGAGGAGUAAAACUAUACCCAAGGAGCAUCUGGCUUCAGCCCAGGACCUGGACACCAUCUGGUCUCUUGGGGGCUACCUGCAGUACUCUGUGUUAUUCUAUGGUUACUAUGGCAGGCUGAGGAAAAUUGGCAGUGCAGGGUACCGGUUGCCCCUCGCCUACUUCCUGGUUGGGAUGGCUGUCUUUGCCUACAGUUUCAUCAUCCUUUUAAGAAAAAUGGCCAAGAACUCUCGUCUGAGCCUGGCCAGUGCCUCCGAUGAGAACUUCACGUUCUGCUGGAGAGUUUUCUGUGCCUGGGAUUACCUGAUAGGAAACCCAGAGGCCGCAGAGAGCAAAGGGGCUGCCAUUGUCAACAACAUCAGGGAAGCCAUCGUUGAGGAGCAGGAAAAGAAGAAGGAUAUCAGUCUGGCAGUUCUGAUCAGUCUGCGUAUCUUAGCCAACAUCCUGGUGCUGCUGUCUCUGGCUGGCAGCAUCUACAUCAUCUACUUUGUGGUGGAUCGUUCUCAGAAGCUAGAGCAGGAAAAGCCGGAGCUGACGCUUUGGGAGAAGAAUGAGGUGAGUGUGGUGGUUUCUCUCAUCACCAUGAUUGCUCCGUCUGCUUUUGAGCUGGUGUCUCAGCUCGAGAUGUACCACCCACGAACCUCGCUGCGUUUCCAGCUGGCCAGAGUGCUUGUUUUGUACCUGGGGAAUCUCUACAGCCUAAUUAUUGCCCUCCUUGAUAAGGUCAACAUUAUGAGCUCUGCUGUCCCAGUGAGUCCAGUUAACUGGUCUGACUCCAGCUCCUUCCUGGCCACCAUCUCUCAGCCUGACAGCUUCUCCACCCUGAUUUCUGAGAUCUCUGUCUCUGAGCAUCGCAACAGCACCAUAGCGACCAUUGCCACACUGCUGGACGUUAGGAACACCAGCACAAGCAGCUCAGGGACCAUCUUCAACCAGACAGCUCUGUUUGAGAAGAACACCCGCUCUCAGCAGGAGCAAUGCUGGGAGACCUAUGUUGGACAGGAGAUGCUGAAGCUGUCCAUCAUUGACAUGAUCUUCACGGUGGCCAGCAUCCUGCUCAUUGACUUCAUCAGAGGUUUGGUGGUUCGCUACCUGAGUGACUGCUGCUGCUGGGAUUUAGAGAGCAAGUUUCCUGAAUAUGGAGAAUUCAAAAUAGCAGAGAAUGUUUUGCAUCUGAUUUACAACCAAGGGAUGAUCUGGAUGGGAGCAUUUUUCUCUCCCUGUCUUCCUGCCUUCAACGUGUUGAAGCUGAUUGGUCUUAUGUAUCUGAGGAGCUGGGCCGUCCUCACCUGUAAUGUUCCCCAUCAGCAGGUGUUCCGAGCCUCCAGAUCAAACAAUUUCUACUUGGCUAUGCUGCUUUUUAUGCUGUUUCUGUGUAUGCUGCCCACCGUCUUUGCCAUAGUGAGGUACAGACCGUCACAGCACUGUGGACCAUUCAGUGGUCAAGAGAAGAUAUAUGACAUCAUCUCUGAGACAGUGGCCAGUGACUUCCCCCUGUGGUUCAGUAAAGUGAUGAGUUACGUCACUAGCCCUGUCGUAGUGCUGCCAGCACUGUUGCUGCUGUUCAUGCUGAUAUACUAUCUCCAGGCCAUUGCCAGAUCCCUCAAAUUCACCAACAACCAGCUGAGGAUGCAGCUCCAGACUGAGCGGACCGAGGACAAGAAGAAAGUCUUCCAGCUGGCUGCAGCGAGAUUACAGGCUCCAGAGGCUGUGGCUGACCAAAAGCCGGAUCAGCAGGAGAGUGACAUCACGAGCCAGGAGGCCUCCAUUCACACUCCAUCUCCCCGACGGAACGGCAGCGUUACAAAUUUUAGUUCUCCUGUUCGUCAUGGAAACAGCAUCCGCACGAUCACCCAAUCAGCUUCUAGGGCGGACCUGAACAGAGGAAGUGUGGCUGGAUCAGUCAGAAGUCCAACAGUGACCAUACUGCCUAAACACAGGCCGGAGCACAUACCCAACAGGCCCCCACCCUUUCUUGGUGGCCCUAGUGGUACCUGCAGGUCCAAAUCCUACCACCAAGUGGCAUAUAAUCUACCAGCUCGCUAUUCUGACAACAUCCACUCUGACCCCCUGUACAGGAAGGCCAUACGCUCCAUACAUCCAGUCGAGGCUGCCGGGAUCAUCACUGCACAGAGUUAUGGAGGACGGCGCGGUCACACCACCCGCUAUGUGAUUGUCAAUGAGCCCAGGAAGAAACUGCUGCGCUCAUCCACACGGAUCCCACGCCAUUACCUCAUGGAGGAGCCUGCAGAGAUCCUCGAGUUGUACCCACGCAACAUCAAACGCUACACACCCCGCAACGCUCACCACCAACCACAUCCUCACCGGUCCAACCCAUCGCAUCAGCAUCUGAGUGAAGAGGAAGAGGAGGAGGAAGAGGGAAAAGGCAGGAGAAGGAUGGCGUCAAAGGCUCAUCGGCCCCGGUCCCUCUCUGACCUUCACCAGCCGCCACACUUCUACAUUGGGGACCGUGUAGAGGGCCACGUGUCUGUGGUUAAAGGCGGUCACACUCGAGCUCGGGGCAGAUAUGGAGUGCAAGGAGAGGGUGAAGGGGAGGAUGGUGAAGGAGAAAUGGACUGGGGAGAUUUAGAGUCAAACUCCCGGGCCCAGGCCAAUGUGAGAGGAGCAGACUCGCUCCUUGUACGAACCAGGCGUCACAUCCAUUCCCCAGGAAGACAUUGUCAGUCCCCGGCCAGGACCAGGCACAUGGAGUGUUUUGUGAAGCCCAAGACCAGACCAAAGCUAGAGACCCCUCUGACCGAGUCAGACUCAGCUUCCCUGGCCUCCAGCAGCGACCAGCAAAACAGCAGCACUGACCAGUACAUUCAGGUCAUCCACAACAAGGAACACCAUCUCAAGACUGAUGCCGGGCAAGGGAAGCUGGCCAAAAAGAAGUCCAAAACCAGCUUUGAUCUAAAUGUCAUUGAAUCAAAUGACCUUGUCUGCUCAAAUGUAUGACAUCUUUGCUAAAAUGAUGUAUUCUGUUAAAAUGUGUCUCGGAAAAUCAAAGAUAUAUACACUACUAGUGGUUAAAAGGGUACAAUGAUUUGAAAGCACAACAAGAAUAUUAUCAUAAAUGUGAUAUUUUCUUCUUCUCCGAUGUGUGUCCAUGUACAUCAGAUAAUUAAAUGGGUUGUUGUAGCAUUGUGUAUAACAAUCAAACCAUACUGCACUGAAGCUAUAACAGCUAUGGAACACACCGUUGACAUAACACCUGCUUCCCAUCCAAUCACAAUAGAAUCGAUAAUCAUUUUUCAUUGAUCCGUCCUGCACAUUGACUAAGCAGCAUUUCGGAUGGAAUGACAUGAACACUACAAUUCCCAGCUUGCUCUGCUGCAACAUACGAGGACUCCAGCUGCAGGUGCAUGAUGCCAUCAAGAUUACGAGAAAGAGUCGGGGAUUUUUGCCUUCAAAAUAAGAUACUUGGUACUUUUCGCUUACGUAAAUGUUUUGCUGUGUUAAAAAACAAU